Messenger RNA from Colias croceus (clouded yellow), 1252 nucleotides. RefSeq lists its product as uncharacterized. The record is from RefSeq and is a predicted model, not a curated record. The transcript is spliced from 6 exons. Bases 2 to 1189 code for a protein of 395 amino acids. Lineage: Eukaryota; Metazoa; Arthropoda; Insecta; Lepidoptera; Pieridae.
AAUGAGAGCAUACAUACAAGUUUUCUUAGUUUCAUUACAAAUCUACAGUUUAAUAACAUCAGAAAUUAUACAAAACGAGUUAAAUGUGAAUGAUAUACUCCGCACAGAUUUGAUGCCGACGUUUUUCAUUUCGAGUGAUAACGUCGAGGUGCCAAAAAUGAGUAGUAAAAAAGACUUUUUUCCAACUGUAAAUGGUUCUAUCGAUGCUGCCCUGAAUACGCUUAAUUUCCACAGAAAAAUGAUGAAUGAGUAUCAAUGUAGAAAUUACGUUGCCGAGCAAAUCCUAGAAGAAAUAGGAAAAAAUUCCAUACAAAAUCGUCUCGGCAAACCUUUUGAUGGAAGUAUAUUUAGUCAAAAUGUUUAUACACCUCGUUCCCAAGAUUAUAAAGGUUUGCAUGAUGUUGGAUCGGUCAAUUAUCAGGAGUGGCUCACUAAAGUAUCAGCUCUAAACGAUAUUUACCAACAUUACAAUAUGUCAAUAAAUCCACGUUUAAACAGCAAUUCGACUAUUUAUCCUGAAAUUCAUGCGAACCCCAGAGAUGGUUAUGAAGUGUUCGAAUCGGGUGAAGCAUCUUACGGAUAUCCGGAGAUGCAAGAUGUUUCUAAACACAGUAGUGGUUACGAAUACUCAAUGCCGCCGCCUCCUCCGCCAGUAUACCAACAUGAACAUGUGGAACAUCACGAAGACUAUCACGUGGAAAAAGAGUCCCAUGGACUGACUAUAUCUGAUUUAUUUGAUAUCUCGCUUACAGGGAUCGCUUUUUUGUCGUUUGGCAUGUUUGUCCUGCAAGUGCUUAUGUGCAUCACUAUGAACGAUCAACAACCUCAAGUGAUGCAAAUGGUAGACAACGGGGACAAUAUAAACGUGGACGAUGUUUUUCGCUUCAAACGUGAAACGGAACCAAAUAAAUCAAUUAAAUCUUUGAAUAGUAUAGCUAAAUAUGCGUUAAUGGCUUUAAAACCUCAGCCAAUAAUAUGCCUAUACCGGACUCUGUGUUUGGGGAACAAGAAUACACGUAAUCUGCAGAAUAAAGAGAGAUAUUGGCUGCCCUUGUUUCAUGCCAGUAUAGCUUGGACCCGCGGUGCCGCUUUAGGCGCUUUACGCGCAGCUGCGUUGGGCCUUGGAGGAGCUGAUUGUAAUAAGUUGUAUCCUAAAAACCAAUGUUUAACUGAACAAGAGAACAAAUAAUUAUUAUUAUGUAGCUUAGAUUCUAUAUAUGGUUUAUAAAAAAUAGUGUUGUUUCAGUGUUGA